CCAACACGUUGUGGUUCCUUUUAGUAAUUUCUGGGAAUUGGCAAGAGGAGAAGCCGUUCAAGAUGGAUGUGAUUGUGUUUUUGGAGCCUUGAAUUGUGUCUAUGAGUGACUGAAGGCUUCCAGGAUGUCAGCUGACGACUUUGUGCACUACGAUUCCUUUAGUGAGGAGGACGAAGACGAAAUAGUAGAUUGGCAACUACCACUAUGUUUUAUGAAGAAGCGCCACAGAGAACAGAUCGAAGGUUCCAGAUCUUUAGCUCAAACGUGGCGUAUGAAGGAGCGAAUGAAGACCGUCAGUGUAGCACUAGUGUUAUGCCUAAACAUUGGGGUCGAUCCACCAGAUGUCGUAAAAACCUCACCUUGUGCAAGAAUGGAGUGCUGGAUCGAUCCUUCAUCUAUGAGUCCGCAGAAGGCUUUGGAAAUUGUUGGAAACAAAUUGCAGGAACAAUAUGAACGUUGGCAGCCAAGAGCUCGUUACAAGCAGAGUCUUGAUCCCACUGUUGAAGAAGUAAAGAAAUUGUGUUCCUCAUUACGACGAAAUGCAAAGGAGGAGAGAGUACUUUUCCAUUACAAUGGACAUGGUGUUCCAAGAGCAACAGCAAAUGGGGAGAUUUGGGUCUUUAACAAAAGCUACACUCAAUAUAUUCCAUUGUCAGUGUAUGACCUACAGACGUGGAUGGGAAGUCCUUCAAUCUUUGUCUAUGAUUGUAACAAUGCUGGACUUAUAGUGCAGUCAUUUAUUCAGUUUGCUGCCCAGCGUGAGCAGGAACAGGAGCGCUGCUUGGCUCAGGGUACCCCUAUCCCUGUCCCACAUGUGGUUAAAAACUGCAUCCAACUGGCAGCAUGUGAUGCAAAUCAGCUACUGCCAAUGAACCCAGAGCUUCCUGCUGAUCUGUUCACUUCUUGUCUGAGUACGCCCAUUAAAGUGGCACUGCGAUGGUUUUGUAGUCAAAAAAGCAGCAAGCUGGUUCCUGGUGUCACCCUUGACUUGAUCGAAAAGAUUCCAGGUCGCCUAAAUGACAGAAGAACACCCCUAGGAGAACUGAAUUGGAUUUUCACCGCAGUUACUGAUACCAUUGCAUGGAAUACCUUACCAAGAGAGCUCUUUCACAAGCUAUUCAGGCAGGAUCUGUUGGUAGCAAGCCUGUUCAGGAACUUCCUUUUAGCAGAGAGAGUGAUGAGGUCAUACAACUGUACACCUGUGUCUAGUCCCAGACUUCCCCCAACGUACAUGCAUCGAAUGUGGCAAGCUUGGGAUUUAGCAGUUGACAUUUGUUUGUCCCAAUUACCAGAUGUGAUUGAAAACCUAGGGAAUUUUAAGCAUAGUACAUUCUUCACAGAGCAAUUGACUGCAUUCCAGGUGUGGCUAGCCAUGGGUGCAGAAGACAGGGACCCCCCUGAACAGCUGCCAAUUGUUCUACAAGUGCUACUGAGUCAAGUGCAUAGAUUGCGAGCUCUUGAUCUACUGGGGAGAUUCUUGGAUUUGGGGCCUUGGGCUGUAAAUCUUGCACUUUCAGUUGGCAUCUUUCCUUAUGUGCUUAAGCUUCUCCAGAGUUCAGCAAGAGAGUUGAGGCCUUUGUUAGUGUUCAUCUGGGCCAAAAUUUUAGCAGUUGAUAGUUCUUGUCAAGCUGAUCUAGUCAAAGACAAUGGACACAAAUACUUUUUAUCUGUGCUAGCUGAUGGGUACAUGCGGGCAGAGGAUCGAACAAUGGCAGCAUUUGUUCUGUCAGUGAUUGUGAAUGAAUAUCCAGUUGGUCAGGAAGCCUGUGUUCAAGGCAAUUUAAUUGCCAUCUGUCUGGAGCAGCUGACUGAUCCCCACCCUCUAUUGCGACAGUGGCUUGCUAUCUGUCUUGGUCGGGUGUGGUACCAUUAUGAAGCUGCCAGGUGGUGUGCAGUAAGGGACAGUGCCCCUGACAAACUGUACUGCCUUCUUUCUGAUCCUCUUCCAGAGGUACGCGCUGCAGCGGUGUUUGCCUUGGGACGAUUUGUAGCCAACAGUGGGGACAGAUCUGACCAAGCCAAUCAGAUUGACUUUGGAGUGGCCAUGACUCUGACCCAACAGUCCUUGGAUGGAAGUCCGCUCGUUAGAAAGGAACUGGUUGUCGCUCUCCACGGACUGGUGCUGCAGUUUGAAACCAACUUUGGCGUGGUGGCUCUGCAAUUCUUAGAAGAAGACCGUCAAAGGGAGAAUGCACCCCCAGCAGCGGCAAUUACACCCAGUGGCUGGAUUGUGGUCGGCUCUGGCCCUUCUUCAGGAUUGGAGCCCAUUACGCACAUGAGCCCCAGCAGUGGAGUCAAGAACACCAAAGGAAUACGCUCCAGCUUUUCAACGUCGAAUCUCAAUACUUUCGCUGCUAAUCCUCCUGUUGUUAGUGGCCAGCAUAUGUCAUCGUCACUAAUGACUUACAGUAGUAGUAGUGGCAGUUCUGGUAGCAAUGAUUUUAUUCCUGGCAUGAAAGAUCUGCGGCGGACAGGCUCACAAAAUUCACUGUCUUCAAGCUUUCAGUCUAAUGUUUAUGCUAACGUAUGGAAGGCUCUGCUCAAUCUGUCAGUUGAUCCAUUUGUGGGUGUUGCAGAUCUCGCCAAAAAGAUCGUAAAUAGCAUAACUUUGAAGGCCACCAUUGCUGCUUGCCCCAAAAGGAUCGCACAGACGCCGUCAUCCAGCCUUUCUACUUCUGCCCCGUCAUCACCCGGGAGAUUUCCGUACCACGCGGGGUCAGACCCGUGUAUGUCUCCUCCCCCUCAUAGCAACUCCAAUGAAACGCCUCGUAUAAUGAAAAUGGAUCCUAACCAGUCCAAAGGCUCUAACCCCGGUCCCCUUGGGGCAGCAUUUCCUCACUCGUACGAGUUCCAUACCAAACGGAAAAUGUUCGACAAAGGUCCUGAGCAUUCGAAACAGCCAAGUAGCGCAAGUGAAGAUAACGACCAAGAAUCCGACGAAGAAACAGGCUCCUCCAAACCUCCAAUGGUCACCACUAACUUUGCUGACUGGUGUGCCAGCUACUUUGCUCAAUCUGUUACCAAGGUACCAGAAGAACAUGAUCCUCAAAGUCACCUGCACUUCGAAAGAGAGUGGAGAUUUGAAAGAAACUCAAAAGUACGGUGGGAGGCGGCUAAACAACAAGCUAAAAUAGCUUCAGGAAAAAUUGAUGAUCAGAUAUUUAUUAAUAAGAAUGUGAGUGCGCCAGGGGUGUUGAGAUUUCACCCGUAUGAACCACACCUAGCUGUUGCUGAUAGGGGUGGGGUGAGUAUCUGGAAUUGGGCGGAGGGAGUGAAAAUAAACUACAUUCCCAACAACAAUCCUAAAGUGUCGCGCAUCACGAGCAUGCAAUUCCUCAACGCACAUGACUUGACGCUGUUGUUAACAGGAACCGACGAUGGCUCCGUACGAGUAUGGGGAAAUAUCGAGGGAGAAAAUUACGGCGACAAAAGUCUGGAAAUGGUGACAGCAUGGCAAGCUUUGUCCGGGAUGCUUCCGUCCACUCGAGGAAGUGGUUCUGGUCUUGUCGUCGGCUGGGAACAGCAGACCGGCACCCUGUUAGCAUCAGGUGAUGUUAGGUUCAUUCGAGUUUGGGACACUCAUCGAGAGAUGAGGAUGCAGGACAUUCCCACCGGUGCAGACAGCUGUGUGACGAGUUUAGCUUGUGAUUCUGUGGGUAGAUCGCUGCUAGUAGCUGGUUGUGGUGAUGGGUCCGUCAGACUAUUUGAUAGAAGAUUGCCGCCUAGCGACAGCCGAGUAAUGGCGCUUCGUGAGCAUUUAGGCUGGGUUACUGGUGUUUUCUUACAGAAAGGUGGCGAUGGGAACAUCAUAAGUGCAAGUGUCGCUGGAGACGUCAAAUUUUGGGAUCCGCGUUUCACAGAAUCAGUGCGAACCCUGAGAACUAUCGGUAAUGCGGCGGCGUUCGAGGUUCACCAGCAAGCUAAAGUGUUCGCCACUGGUUCUGCAAGUCAAAUGAUCAAGGUAUACAACCUGGACGGAGGGAACCUGAGUACCAUAAGAUAUCACGACGGUUUUAUGGGUCAGCGGAUUGGUCCUAUCAGCUGUCUUGAAUUCCAUCCGCACAGGGUCCAUCUGGCCGCUGGCAGCACGGAUUCUUUUAUCUCGAUCUACUCAACUGAGAAGACUGAAAAGAAGCGGUAGAAGAAAAUUAAAUAUUUGUACAUUGUUUUAAAAAAUGGUGUAGAUAGACGAGUGAUGACCUCUUAAGAAAGGACUCAGAUAUUUGUUAAUAGAGUGCUGAAUUAUCAUUAACUAAGGAGAGGACAGGAUGAAAGCUAAUUUAAAUUUUUAUCGCGGCUGCAAGAAAGGUUGAAAGGCAAACUGGGAAACAAAAGACGUGGUUCGCCCUAGUCUCCCGUUUGUCCGCCCCGUCUGAUCGUGUGGUUUACGUGGAAAUCUCCGAAGGGUUAGUUUUGUUUUAAAAUUGUAGUGUUGCAACCAAAAGAAAUAACUUGUACAGAGCAAAACCGAAGCGGUAGCCCGGUGGAAAGUAAAUUAAAUUUACAGGAAUCAAAAUGAUGCUGAAAACAUCAGGUUAAUGAAAUUUGAAUUUGUGUUCAAAAUAUAUAAACAUUUCUUUAGGUAUUGAAAGAUAUAAAUAUGAAAUUAUUUCACGAAAUUUACGGUAUUUCCAGGACAUAUGGUAGUAUAUACCAAAAUGCAAAAUGACUUGACGUUGAAAAAAAAUCCUAUUCUCGCCAUAUAUUUUAUACAAAACAUAUCACUUGGAGAAACCACAUAUAUUUCCUCAAUUUCUACAACUUGAGUAUUGUUGGAAUCGAGUAAUGAGUUCAUGUUUUACUCGUUUUUAAGAAAAAUUGUGUUUAUGUCUCUUAGCCUUAAGGUAGCAACCAGUAUCAUCAUUCUGUUUGCCUGCAUUUCACGCGUUAUGUUGCUGGGAGAAGAAAAUUUUUAUUCAUUGAUUAUCAGCUUUUUACCUUAACAGGAAAUAGAAGGACGAUUGUAGAGGAUUUGACAAAAUUCUUUCGGUAUUGUUUUUGUUGUUGUUGUUAUUUUUCAAUCCUUAAACGGUCCCGAAGUGAUAAUAUAUAUUUCCUCCUCACAAUAUCGAUACAUUACCCAGUAGGAGCUACUAAGAGUUGCAAAACUUAUCCACUUAUCUUGAUGUGACACUUAAUCCUUCUUACCGCAAUGCAUGGAGAAUAGCUGAGCAGUUCCCUGGAAUGAAAGGGUUAAUUAUUUUUGGUAUUUUACUCGAAGAAGGCAAAGAGAUACUGGGCAUUAACCCUUUAACUCCCAUGAGUGACCAAGACAGGAUUGCUCCUUACAAUAUCAAGACAAUAUCAAUCAGGCGUGUGAUGAGAAUGAGGAAAAAUAUCAAUUUAAGGACUAUAAUCUUGAUCCAAUACCAAAUUCUCUAAAGUAACAUCAUAAUAAUUAUAUAGCAGACAGUAAAGAGAAUUACUGAUGAGAUCAUGGGAGUGAAAGGGUUAAAGGUCAAGAUCUUGGAAAAAUGACCUUAAUGAAUGUACACUACAUGUACGGUACACCUACGUAUUGAGAUUUAAAAUGAAACCUUGGAAAAAUGUAAAGGAAAUGACAGUGGGGGAGUCUAGGGUUACACUGCAAAGCUUUUCCUAGCUAUUGUGGCAAUGAGAACUUUUAUUGUAGUUUGUUGCUGACAGUUUAGAGUGGCAGCAUCGUAUGUGUUUGGUGAAAAGUGGUGUGGGAAAUGCAAUUUCGUUUCCAGGGCCUUUUCUCCAUUCAGCGGAGCUGUUUCCGCAGAGCUCUGUUCAAAACCGAAUAUUUAACUUGCAUGUUAUUGGUGGGUAAAAAUCGUGGCUUUGUGAACGAGAUUGAGUGCAACUUUGCUGGCGAGAGUUGGCGUUCUAUGCGCUACUGUUAAGGCAGUUUAGUGUAAAUUUUCAGAAAACUGUUGUUCAGUUGAGAAAUGUUUUACUAUUCAUAAAAGGAAAAAGCAUCGACAAUUCAAAUAACGUAGUCGCGGGAUGUGCGCAUGUAGACAUCAGGUUCAUCUUUCAUAAUUGUAUUUUUGUACAUAGGGCUAUUUUUAAAAUAAAAUGAAGUACUGAUAAUUAUUUAUUAUCCGUAAUACGAAUUGUGAUGUCUUUUUUUCACUAAAUAAAUAGCCUCUUUUUGUGAUGUAUCAUUCAA
Molecule: messenger RNA, 6136 nt
Organism: Pocillopora damicornis (cauliflower coral)
Lineage: Eukaryota; Metazoa; Cnidaria; Anthozoa; Scleractinia; Pocilloporidae
Product: regulatory-associated protein of mTOR
Biological process (GO): cellular response to amino acid stimulus; regulation of autophagy; cellular response to starvation
Cellular component (GO): cytoplasm; TORC1 complex
Molecular function (GO): protein-macromolecule adaptor activity; protein binding
Source: RefSeq, a predicted model, not a curated record